ACAAUCGCACCAACGCGCUCUCCCGAGGGCUUUGUCGGAGGAUUCUUACGCCUGAACGAGUCCUCUCCUUGCGUACUAGGUUGGUGCUCAAUUAAAAAGAAUGGGGGGAGAUGCACAGAAGAAGAGAAUUGCCAUAAUUGGCGUGUCUACCUUCUUGCUGGUGGCCAUGGUGGUGGCAGUGACAGUUAGCAUCAACCUCAAUAACAAGGGAUCAAGCUAUGAUUCAAAGGAAGAAAGCAAAUCCAGUGUAGCUUCCUCGAUCAAGGCCGUGAAAACCCUUUGCGCACCCACCGAUUACAAGAAGGAAUGCGAGGACAGUCUUAUUGAACAUAGCAACAACAUCACCGACCCACGAGAACUCAUAAAAAUCGCGUUCCACGUUACCAUCUCAAAAAUCGGAGAAGGACUUGAGAAAACAGAACUCAUGCACCAGGUCGAGAACGACCCCAGAACCAAGGAGGCACUCGACACUUGCAAGCAACUCAUGAACCUCUCCAUCGGGGAGUUCACGAGGUCACUCGAUAGGUUUACCAAGUUCGACUUGAACAACCUCGACAACAUCCUCACCAGUUUGAAGGUUUGGCUCAGCGGUGCAAUCACGUACCAAGAAACAUGUUUAGACGCAUUUGAGAACACAACCACCGAUGCUAGUCUAAAAAUGCAAAGGCUCUUGCAAAGUGCCAUGCACAUGAGUAGCAAUGGCCUUUCUAUCAUCACCGAGUUGUCUAAAACUCUCUCGGAAAUGCACAUCGGCAAACCUGGCCGCCGACGCCUUUUGAACAACAACGUUCUUGGCCACGACUACUUUGACCUUCCCGAAUGGGUUGAUGAUCAAGUUGGUGUUCGCAAACUCCUACAUAUGACUGGACGGAAACGCAUGGCCCAUGUGGUUGUUGCAAAGGAUGGCAGUGGAAAUUUCACCACCAUCAAUGAAGCAUUGAAGCACGUGCCCAAGAAAAACCUAAGGCCAUUUGUUAUCUACGUCAAGGAAGGAGUUUACAACGAGUACGUCGAAGUUUCCAAAAAUAUGACCCAUGUUGUUAUGAUUGGUGAUGGUGGUAAGAAGUCAAGGAUCACCGGCAACAAAAACUUCGUCGAUGGGGUUGGGACCUUCAGAACCGCCAGUGCUGCCAUUCUAGGAGAUUUCUUCGUUGGCAUAGGUAUGGGGUUUGAGAACUCAGCUGGUGCUGAAAAACAUCAAGCAGUGGCCUUGAGGGUUCAAGCUGACAGGUCCAUCUUUUACAAAUGCCGAAUGGAUGGGUACCAGGACACACUUUACGCCCACACCAUGCGUCAAUUCUAUCGUGAUUGCAUAAUUUCAGGUACCAUCGACUUUGUCUUUGGUGAUGCAGUGGCUGUUCUCCAAAAUUGCACUUUUGUGGUGCGAAAGCCAUUGGAAAACCAGCAAUGCAUUGUGACUGCACAAGGCAGAAAAGAGAUGAACCAACCAUCAGGAUUAAUCAUCCAGGGAGGAAGCAUUGUGGCAGACCCCAUGUACUACCCAGUUAGGUUCGACAACAAAGCUUACUUGGCCCGUCCAUGGAAGAAUUUCUCGAGAACCAUAUUUAUGGAUUCCUACAUUGGUGAUUUGAUCACACCUGAUGGUUACAUGCCAUGGCAAACAUUGGAGGGUUUGAGGGGAAUGGAUACUUGUUUCUACUCUGAGUUCAACAACCGUGGUCCUGGUUCAGACAAAGCCAAGCGUGUCAAAUGGGAAGGAAUCAAGGCCCUCGAUUCAGAUGGAAUAUCAAACUUCUUGCCAGCCAAGUUCUUCCAUGGAGAUGACUGGAUUAGGGUCACUAGGGUUCCUUACUACUCUGGCCAACCCUCCCCCACUCAUUGAAGUUGAUUCAUUAAUUUUUGGGAGAGACCGCGUGUGCUUGCGUGUUGCCAUAUUAAACAAGUAAUUAUUAAUGCUUGUGUUGUACCACCUAUGUCUUUUGUCUUCCAUUAUGUCAUUGUGAUCUGAAAUGCAAGUGUGUAUGAACUGUCAUUUCCCUGCA
Messenger RNA from Glycine soja, 2003 nucleotides. RefSeq names its product probable pectinesterase/pectinesterase inhibitor 21. The transcript is spliced from 3 exons. Gene Ontology annotation, biological process: cell wall modification. NCBI's taxonomy places the organism in Eukaryota, Viridiplantae, Streptophyta, Magnoliopsida, Fabales, Fabaceae. The coding region runs from base 101 to 1843 and encodes 580 amino acids. The record is from RefSeq and is a predicted model, not a curated record. Gene Ontology annotation, molecular function: pectinesterase inhibitor activity; pectinesterase activity.